Octodon degus (degu) is the source of this 3376-nucleotide messenger RNA. RefSeq names its product aminopeptidase puromycin sensitive (gene Npepps). Lineage: Eukaryota; Metazoa; Chordata; Mammalia; Rodentia; Octodontidae. Gene Ontology annotation, biological process: proteolysis; peptide catabolic process. The transcript is spliced from 21 exons. Gene Ontology annotation, cellular component: cytoplasm. The record is from RefSeq and is a predicted model, not a curated record. Bases 124 to 2436 code for a protein of 770 amino acids. Gene Ontology annotation, molecular function: peptide binding; zinc ion binding; metalloaminopeptidase activity.
AUACAUGCCACAGGGUUUAACUAUCAGAAUGAAGAUGAAAAGGUCACCCUGUCUUUUCCUAGUACGCUCCAGACAGGCACAGGAACCUUAAAGAUAGAUUUUGUUGGAGAGCUGAAUGACAAAAUGAAAGGUUUCUAUAGAAGUAAAUACACCACCCCUUCUGGAGAGGUGCGCUACGCUGCCGUGACUCAGUUCGAGGCUACUGAUGCCCGGAGAGCUUUUCCUUGCUGGGAUGAGCCAGCCAUCAAAGCAACAUUUGAUAUCUCAUUGGUUGUUCCUAAAGACAGAGUAGCUUUAUCGAACAUGAAUGUAAUUGACCGGAAACCAUACCCAGAUGAUGAAAAUUUAGUGGAAGUGAAGUUUGCCCGCACACCUGUUAUGUCUACAUAUUUGGUGGCAUUUGUUGUGGGUGAAUAUGACUUUGUAGAAACAAGGUCAAAAGAUGGUGUGUGUGUCCGUGUUUACACUCCUGUUGGCAAAGCAGAGCAAGGAAAAUUUGCGUUAGAGGUUGCUGCUAAAACCUUGCCUUUCUAUAAGGACUACUUCAAUGUUCCUUAUCCUCUACCUAAAAUUGAUCUCAUUGCUAUUGCAGACUUUGCAGCUGGUGCCAUGGAGAACUGGGGCCUUGUGACAUACAGGGAGACCGCAUUGCUUAUUGAUCCAAAAAAUUCCUGUUCUUCAUCACGCCAGUGGGUUGCUCUGGUUGUAGGACAUGAACUCGCCCAUCAAUGGUUUGGAAAUCUUGUUACUAUGGAAUGGUGGACUCAUCUUUGGUUGAAUGAAGGCUUUGCUUCCUGGAUUGAGUAUCUGUGUGUAGACCACUGUUUUCCAGAGUACGAUAUCUGGACUCAGUUUGUUUCUGCAGAUUACACCCGGGCCCAGGAGCUAGACGCCCUGGAUAACAGCCAUCCUAUUGAAGUCAGUGUGGGCCAUCCAUCUGAGGUUGAUGAGAUAUUUGAUGCCAUAUCAUAUAGCAAAGGUGCCUCUGUCAUCCGAAUGCUGCAUGACUACAUCGGGGAUAAGGACUUUAAGAAAGGAAUGAAUAUGUACCUAACCAAGUUCCAGCAAAAGAACGCUGCCACAGAGGACCUUUGGGAGAGUUUAGAAGAAGCUAGCGGAAAGCCUAUAGCAGCUGUGAUGAGCACCUGGACAAAGCAGAUGGGGUUCCCCCUCAUUUAUGUGGAAGCAGAGCAGGUAGAAGAUGACAGAUUGCUGAGGUUGUCCCAAAGGAAGUUCUGUGCCAGUGGACCGUAUGCUGGAGAAGACUGUCCUCAGUGGAUGGUUCCUAUCACAGUCUCCACUAGCGAAGCUCCCGGCCAGGCCAAACUGAAACUCCUGAUGGAUAAGCCAGAGAUGAGCGUGGUUCUGAGCAACGUCACACCGGACCAGUGGGUGAAGUUAAACCUGGGAACAGUUGGGUUCUAUCGGACCCAAUACAGCUCUGCCAUGCUGGAAAGUUUGUUACCAGGCAUUCGAGACCUUUCUCUGCCCCCUGUGGACCGACUGGGAUUACAGAAUGACCUCUUCUCCUUGGCUCGAGCUGGAAUCAUUAGCACUGUAGAGGUUCUAAAAGUCAUGGAGGCUUUUGUGAAUGAGCCCAAUUAUACUGUAUGGAGCGACCUGAGCUGUAACCUGGGGAUUCUCUCAACUCUCUUGUCCCACACAGACUUCUAUGAGGAAAUCCAGGAGUUUGUGAAAGAUGUCUUUUCACCUAUAGGGGAGAGACUGGGCUGGGACCCCAAGCCUGGAGAAGGUCAUCUGGAUGCACUCCUAAGGGGCUUGGUUCUGGGGAAACUAGGAAAAGCAGGACAUAAAGCGACAUUAGAAGAAGCUCGUCGGCGGUUUAAGGACCAUGUGGAAGGAAAACAAGCCCUCUCUGCUGACCUGAGGAGCCCUGUUUAUCUGACUGUUCUGAAGCAUGGUGAUGGGACGACCUUAGACAUUAUGCUGAAGCUUCACAAGCAAGCAGAUAUGCAAGAAGAGAAAAACCGAAUUGAACGGGUCCUUGGGGCUACUCUUUUGCCUGAACUGAUCCAAAAAGUCCUCACAUUUGCACUUUCGGAAGAGGUACGUCCACAGGACACCGUGUCGGUAAUCGGCGGAGUCGCUGGAGGCAGCAAGCAUGGGAGGAAAGCUGCUUGGAAAUUCAUCAAGGACAAUUGGGAAGAACUUUACAAUCGCUACCAAGGAGGGUUCUUAAUAUCCAGACUAAUAAAGCUAUCAGUUGAAGGAUUUGCAGUGGAUAAAAUGGCUGGAGAGGUUAAGGCUUUCUUCGAGAGUCACCCAGCCCCUUCAGCCGAGCGCACCAUCCAGCAGUGUUGUGAAAAUAUCCUGCUUAAUGCCGCGUGGCUCAAGCGGGACGCUGAGAGCAUCCACCGGUACCUGCUGCAGCGGAGGGCCUCGCUCCCCGCGCCCGCGCCCGUGCCCACAGUGUGACCCUGCCCCAGCCGGCCACCGCCACCAGGUGCCGCUCCUUGCCGCCAUGGGGAUGGGCUGAGGGGAGCCGCCUGCGCACAGAGUCACAUGCCAAGAACUCAAGUCUUCUUUCAACCGGAAACAGUGGGGGUCGGACGAUGAAUGUAGUUAACUGGUUCCUGCUCACACUCCACAAUUCAAUUCUAUUGAAAAAGGCGAAUCAGCAGUUCAGCAAAAAAUAAAAUAAAAAUUAAAAUGUAAAUAUGAUAGUAAUAAAAUAGAGCAUAAUGAAACUGUGAAACUUCCUGAAGCCUUGUCAGUGGUAAAAGUAUUUAACACUCUCCUGUUCCUGACGGAUGUCCGUUCUCUGACCCGCGAGAGGACCGCAUGAGGAGGGCCUGCCGGGCUGGCAAGGCCGCGUCCUGGGCGGUGUGGUUUUCUCUUGGCAUGGAGACUGACUGGGAAGAUACCUUUCCUGCACAGCUCAGUCGGAACCAAGGAUUGUAGUUUUCCUCCUUGCCUCCCUUCUGUGUGACCCCCUUGGCCAAAAAAGAAAGAUGUUUUAAAAAAUAAUAGCCCUGCCCUGUUCCAGGUUUUUCCUCCCUUAGUUCUCCCCACCCCGGUGUCCUUCUUAGAGAUGAGAAAUGAUAAGGAAACACCUUUCAUAGCCGCAUUAAAUAAGAGACUGAGACACAUUAUUUUUCUUUUUAAAGACGACGUUAGCCCUGAAAUGCUGUAGGUGAGACAGUAGAAAUAAGAGGCACAGCCAGCCCUUGCUAAAGGAGCCGCUCCGCCCCGAGGGCCCAGCUGCGCGCCACCCCGGCCCCUGCCCUGGCAGCCUGGCCCCGGGCGCCGAGCUGGGCCCUGUGCUGGAGAGCCCACCAGCCGGCCGGCCCUCGGCCUGGCCCUGUCUCCUUCCCUCCUCGCCCUCCUUUCCUUUCGUUUUCCUUAUUUCUCUUUU